GUUUGGUAUCUUCCUUUCCGUUGACGCCGCACUUUUUAUCAACGAUGGUUUCAUAUAUUUUGUUACGGAAUUCAGUGCAAGCGAAGCCACUGUCAAGAAGUCUAUUCGAUAUCAAUAUAGGCGAAAGAUAUCGAAAAGUGAAUGUUUGACGACAGAAUCAGUUUGAAGGGAAAUUCACCAUGAUAAGAACUACUGUGAAGAUCCUGUUUAUAUUUGUAACAGUAUCUAUGGUGGGGUCAUAUCAAGGAUCUGGUUUCUUCCCACCACACCGUGAACAGUGCUAUGUACCACGCGGACGCACAACAACAACAUCUACUACUCAACAUUCUCGAGACUACUAUUAUGAUGAUUAUAGUCAAAGGCGGUAUGGAUACCGACCAAGAAAAAAUCACGACCCAUGCGAAAAUACAAAUACCAUCACCAUUGACGUUACCUGUGAUCUGUCAUUCUAUGUAAAGGACUCAAAGUACGCGAUUACCUCUGAUACAUACCUAGUAUGUCCUACAGAUCGUAUCAGAUUUUUCAGUAGUACCAAUAUAUCAGUUCUGCGUGGAUCAGCGUUCGCAGCUGGAUUCCAAAUUUCAGAAUUACAUCUAAGCAGCCUCGGCUUGACAAAAAUCACACCGGGGGCGUUCAACAAGCAGCCAAAGAUACAUGCGAUUUUUCUAAGUAAGAACAACCUCGCAGAAAUAACUGUAGGUCUAUUUAAUUCACUAGAAUACUUGAACGAAUUGGAUUUGUCUGAAAAUCAAAUCGCAAAUGUCGGCGAUGAUGCUUUUUCUAGCGUUCCUCUAUCGAAACUGUAUCUAAGUAGGAAUAAGCUGACAUCAUUACCAGACUCUUUUGCAGAAAUCGGAACACUCGAUAUCUCGUACAAUUCCAUAAACAAAAUUAAUCCAUCAGUAGAUUUUAAUACAGUCACAUUGAAUGCAAGUAAUAAUAAAAUGCAAGGAUUUGAUAUGUCUAAGUUUCCUGUCAUUCAAGAAUUACAUCUAGCUCGAAACUUGAUCAAGGAAUUUGAAAUCAACAACGACAAUGAGACGCUAGAGAUCCUGGAUCUAUAUAAUAAUAUGUUAGCAGAAAUACCUGAAAAUACUUGUUCAUUGAAGGUACUCAAUUUAGGCGCUAAUAACAUUUCAAACUUACCAAACAAACCGCUUAACGCCAGUUCACUGGAAGAACUCAAUUUAAGUGAGAAUAAUCUAACGUAUAUACCGAGCGUGAUGUUCAAAGACUUACAGUGUUUGAAAAUUCUUGAUUUGUCUAAGAACGGCAUCUCCAGCUUUUCAUUUGGAACGUUUGAUGGCUUGAGCAAUCUAAGGAUCCUUAAUAUUUCCUAUAACGGAUUCAAAACGUUGCCUUUUACAACGUUCCACUCUGCGAAACUACUGUUCAAAAUUGAUUUCAGUAGAAACGAAAUAAGCGAUUUGGAUAUUCAUCAGUUAUUUAAGCACUUGCCAAUGUUGCAUUCGUUAGAUUUCAGAGGCAAUGCUUUCUCGUGUCACAAACUUUUAGAAAUAAUUCAUGUUUUGGAACUUAGAAAGGUAAUGUUCAUUCGUGGGUCUGAUAUCGAUGACGAUAACAUUUACGGUAUCAAAUGCAGCAAUUUUUAUGAACCUAUUUAUGAUAAUGCUGGUGGAAGCCAGAGCAAUGUAUCAUAUAAACAUCUAAUCGAUUAUUUCAAUAAAAACUUCAAAAACAGCAGCUUUGUACAGUAUUUAGGCGACUUAAUCAAACGAUUGGGAAUGAAUUUUAAUAAUGCUACCCGCGAAAGAACGCUGGUUUUCGAAAAACUGAUAAAUCGAAGCGAUGUAUCUUUCAAUAACUCAGUGGAUAUCCACAGAAAGUUAUACAAUGCUUUGAGUAAUGUGACUGUAGAGAUCAAUAAGAAUUCGAUAAACAUUAGCGAAUUUUAUAGAAUGCUCGCUAGUUUGAAGCAGGUCUUAAACGAUACAUUAGAUUCUAACAAGAAUGAUAGAGGAUUAUUAAUAAAGACAUUUUCUGAUAUGGAUACAGAUAUUAAAACGUUGCUAGACACGAUAAAGAUAACGCACCAAAGUACACUUAAACUUUUGUUGGAGAAAGCUCAAAACAAUGCAAGUCUGUUGCUAUCAAGGAUGCUUGAGGAUGAUUAUCUAAAGCCAAGUCAUUCUGAGAAACUUAGUGGGUCUUCAGAAGAUGAGGUUUCGGAUAGGGCGAAUCCAGUGCUUAUACUAAUUGUUAUCUUAUUAGUAAUAAUAACUGUGUUACUUCUUGGUUUCGGAUAUGUCAUGCUGUUUAGAAUUAAGAAUAUUAAUCAAAGAUCUGAUGUGGAACUGACUCGACUGGUAGAAUCCACGUCGCUUAAUGUUGGUAAAUGACAUGUACGAAUAUAUUAUUUGUAAAUCGUAAAUAUGGUUAUUCUAAUAUAUGUUAGUUUUUUGUGCUGUCUUAUUUUUCUAUCAACUUCCUACUCGUAAAAUAUACUAAG
Acanthoscelides obtectus is the source of this 2470-nucleotide messenger RNA. The record is from the annotation of a GenBank genome assembly. NCBI's taxonomy places the organism in Eukaryota, Metazoa, Arthropoda, Insecta, Coleoptera, Chrysomelidae.